This is a messenger RNA of Daktulosphaira vitifoliae (grape phylloxera), 1132 nucleotides long. RefSeq names its product receptor expression-enhancing protein 4-like. Lineage: Eukaryota; Metazoa; Arthropoda; Insecta; Hemiptera; Phylloxeridae. The record is from RefSeq and is a predicted model, not a curated record. The transcript is spliced from 6 exons. Bases 286 to 918 code for a protein of 210 amino acids.
GUUCAUACAAUAUAGUUGAAUUUAUAAACAAUAUGUCAUACAUUCAAUAAUUAAUUUGUCGAUAAAUCGAUGUUACUUAACAUUUAAGAAACUGAACAAAGUUAACUAGAUUUAAAUAAAUUUUUGUGUAAUGUAAAACGUUUGCCAAGUAAAAAUUUAACUAAAUCCCAAUUAUUUUAUUUAAAAAGUUAUAAUGUUGCCCGAUUUUAUGUGUAGACCUUUAAUGUAAGGAAUUAUUAUUUUAAUUAGAUUAGCUUGCUCUUUGGAAUUCUAUAUCCUGGAUACAUGUCAUAUAAAGUACUAAAGACAAAAAAGUCAAGUAAUUAUGGUAUUUGGCUUAUGUAUUGGAUUACAUUUUCAUUAUUUACUUCAGUAGAAACAGCAACAGAUAUUAUUAUUAGUCCAUGGCUUCCAUUUUAUAAUGAAUUAAAGUUAUUAUUUCUUUACAUGACAUAUCCAACAUCGGAUAGCUCACUCACUUAUGUUUACAAAAAUAUUGUCAGUCCUUUCAUAAAAAAACAUGAAAAGGAUAUUGAUGCUCAAAUAAAUAAUUUUAAACGUGGCAGUUUACAAACACUGAUGUCAACUGGAAAAAAAUGUACAAAUAUGCUUAUGAUUUUGCUUUAUCGAACUCUUCAAAAUAAUGGCUUUGUUGUUGGUCAAUUCAUCAAUACUAAUAUCAACAGUAUAGCCAUAACUAAUACAAGUGAUGAAACGGACGGAAAUAACAUUAAUUGGGACAAUAAUGUGGACAACUCAGAUAAUGAAUCUAAUGAUGAAGUUCCAAUAAAACUAAUGCCAAGACAUUUAGAACCAGAAUAUUCUUUUUCAGAAAUGUAUAGCGGAAGUCAAGAUAAUCAAGAAGUUACACAAGGGCCACCUUCUUCAAAUACUAGAAAAAGAAAGAAAGCUCAUUAAUAAUUCUAUUAUAUAAAUUUUAAACUCAUUACUCUUUGUUUCUAUAUUUAAUAUUUUCGAUUACUAUUUCUAGGGCAUAAGACUUUUUUACAUUAAAUUUUAAUGUUGAUCUCUUUUAUUAUAGAAGAUUUUUAAUAAUAGAUUUAUUUAUUGUAGUAUAUACCAAAACGAAUAUCAAGAUUUUGAAAAACUACUUCUAUCAUUUUUAAUCAAA